AUGCCGGAAUUCUUCCCAGUUGGGAGUACGCAAUGUUUGGCCACUAAGUGCACGUCGUACGGUGUCUAUCAACACACAUGUUGUGGGAUUACCCUGAGCGAAUGCUGUGGAGCCGUCACCAUAGCCGGAUGGGUGUUGGCUGGUGCACUGGUCGCUAUAAUUGUGAUUGUGGUUUUCCUCGUUAUUUGUAAGCGAUAG
Messenger RNA from Cooperia oncophora, 198 nucleotides. The record is from the annotation of a GenBank genome assembly. NCBI's taxonomy places the organism in Eukaryota, Metazoa, Nematoda, Chromadorea, Rhabditida, Trichostrongylidae.